CUGCAGAGGAUGAAGCAGCAGAUGCAGGACCAGUGACGCUCGCCGCGGACACACCGUCCGUCUCCGGGACGCCCUCCCACCCCUGGACCCCAGACCGGACUGUUCCCGACCCGGAGACGCGGGGCCACAGCCCCCAGCUGACCCUAAUUUAUUCUCAGCACCACCCCCUCCCAGAUCAUUGUAUCUGCUUCCGAGGGGCCUGGACCAUAGCCCCCGCCCAGCUGGCCCUCUCUGACCUUGGGGGAUCAGGAGCGAAGUUGGGCGGGACUUCAGAGAUCCGCCUCCCUUGCCCUUCCCCCGCCCCCGGACGGUCACAGCACCCAAACUGCAGGCCCUGCUCUGGCAGGCAGGCAAAGCUAGGCAGAAGAGGAUUCCCAGGAUCCUGGGUCUGUUGCCUGCCCCAGUGCUGCAGAACGGACUUGGGAGCCCUCCUUUGCCUGCUCCCGCGGGUCACCCAGCGAGUGCUGAGACCCCGUUUUCUGUCGAGGCGGGCCGAGUCUUCCCUUAUCCCCAGAAGCCUAGCGGGCAGGGUUGGGCUGAAUCAAAUGGGAGCCCUCCAGACAUAAGGAGGCCAGAGGCUGCAAGGAGGGCGGGCCGUGACCGCUCACACCCUUUCUCCACAGCCUGGCCCGACCUGGAGGGCUCCCGGGGCACUGGGCGGUGAGCCACCUCCUGGCAACUCUCGGUGCCGUCCCCUGCCCUCGCUCGAGGCCUCUUCUCCCCAGCACCGCUGUGGUGUGCCGGGAUCCUGAGCCUCGGCCUCCCGAUCUUCCCACCCGCAUGAUCCCUUCCCGCCACACGAUGCUUCGUUUUGUUCCGUUGUGAAUGCCGCGUCCUGUCCUGGUGACAGGAGAACAAUGUUGGUGAACGUCGCAGCGGGUGUCCGAGUGCUCCGUGUGCCCCUGAGAGCGGGUGGGAGCGGAAGCCUGAGCGGCCUGCGGCCUCCGGCGAUAGUGUGCUAUCUGCCGCUGCAGCGCGCGUCCGUGCGGCCUCUGGGCUAUUUCUGGCCGGGCCGCAGCACUGUGGUCGGUGCGGGCGUGGCAGAGGCGGGGCGGCUUUAUCACUCGGCUCUCCCGCCUACGCCUCCCGCUCCAGAGUAAGCCGGGCAGCCGUCUUCUCGCCAUGGGCUCCGGGCCGCGCGGGGCGCUGAGCUUACUGCUCCUGCUGCUGGCCCCGCAGAGCCGCCCGGCCGCAGGUUGCCCGGCGCCCUGUAGCUGCGCGGGGACGCUCGUGGACUGCGGGCGCCGCGGGCUGACUUGGGCCUCGCUGCCGACCGCCUUCCCUGUCGACACAACCGAGCUGGUGCUGACCGGCAACAACCUGACGGCGCUGCCGCCGGGGCUGCUGGACGCGCUGCCAGCGCUGCGCACCGCACACCUGGGCGCCAACCCCUGGCGCUGCGACUGCCGCCUUGUGCCGCUGCGCGCCUGGCUGGCCGGCCGCCCUGAGCGUGCGCCCUACCGCGACCUGCGUUGCGUGGCGCCCCCAGCGCUGCGCGGCCGCCUGCUGCCCUACCUGGCCGAGGACGAGCUACGCGCCGCUUGCGCUCCCGGCCCGCUCUGCUGGGGGGCGCUGGCGGCGCAGCUUGCGCUGCUGGGCCUUGGGCUGCUGCACGCGUUGCUGCUGGUGCUGCUGCUGUGCCGCCUGCGGAGUCUGCGGGCCCGCGCCCGCGCUCGCGCCCGCGCCGCAGCCCGGCUGUCGCUGACCGACCCGCUGGUGGCGGAGCGAGCCGGAACCGACGAGUCUUGAGGAGAGAACUGGCGCGUCCUGAGGAGAGAACCGGCGCUGGGCAACGCGGGCCUGCAAACUCGACAGGACCCUGCCCGAGGGGCCCUCGCGCCAACCUGGAUCGGUCUCCGCCUCCUCCGCUGCCCAAUCUCUCAGACCCACCCCACCUGCAGGCCCAGACCACGUGGGACAGAACUCCUGCCCACCCUACCCCGAGCGAGGCGAACCCGCACCUCCAGGCUUGGGAGGACCAUGGGGCACAAUGCGGUCCAGACCCUGCUGCGUCUCCCUUCCAAACUCUGGUGCUGAAUAAACCCUUCUGAUCUGG
Pongo pygmaeus (Bornean orangutan) is the source of this 2056-nucleotide messenger RNA. It is a transcript of the gene GP1BB, whose product is annotated as glycoprotein Ib platelet subunit beta. The record is from RefSeq and is a predicted model, not a curated record. The coding region runs from base 1123 to 1749 and encodes 208 amino acids. Lineage: Eukaryota; Metazoa; Chordata; Mammalia; Primates; Hominidae. The transcript has 2 exons.